Lates calcarifer (barramundi perch) is the source of this 3934-nucleotide messenger RNA. RefSeq lists its product as uncharacterized. Gene Ontology annotation, cellular component: membrane; extracellular region. NCBI's taxonomy places the organism in Eukaryota, Metazoa, Chordata, Actinopteri, Centropomidae. The record is from RefSeq and is a predicted model, not a curated record. Gene Ontology annotation, biological process: lipid transport; lipoprotein metabolic process. Gene Ontology annotation, molecular function: lipid binding.
CUGAGCCUGGAGGUAGUUAAAUACAGGAACGGGAGUGGUUCAACUUACUGAUGUGGAUAACAAACAUCCAUCAUAUUCAGUCCAAAAACAAGUUGGGAACUGAAGGAACUAAAACUAACUCACAGAGAGGAGAAAAUGUCUGCUGCAAGAGAGGAGCUACAGGAGGCUUUGUGCCGCUACGUCACAGAUACCAUCAUCUACAUCGACACAGUGAGAGGAUUCUGUGAGAAGAUGGACAAAUGGGCACUCAGGAGAGAGACAGAAUUAAACACAAUAAUGGACAUCAAAACCCGAGCUGACAAAGCUGACCUGAGCUUCAGCCAUGUUAAACAGUCAGAGAACAAAGGUAAGGCCUUUUUUGAAUAUAUGAAGAGCAAGAUGACCAAAACAAGUACAUGUGCAGAGCUGCAGAAGGAGCUGGAAGCUGUGUUGAAGGACACUCUGGGAGGCCUGGAGAAACUCGACUGCUUCCUGGAUGCAGUGGAGAAGCUGGCAGUCACCUCAGUUCAUGUGCUCAUGGAGAACCAGGUGUUACAUCUGCCUGAAGGGAUCAACCUCGAACAAGUUGAGGUUGUCAUCACUGCUGCACGACUUAUCUGCCCUCUCCUGCUCGAGUUUAAAAGAGAUGCUCAAGUCUUCUUCCUUCCCAAACUUCAGAAUGUGGAAGUGCUGUCGUAUCAGUUGGACAAAUACAUACAGAUCACCCAGACAAUCUGUGGGAAGUUAGAGAAAAGCUCCCUCAUUGACUUUUGCCUGAAGAUGACUAAGCAAACUCUGAUAGACCUCGAUGUGGAUUUGUCUGGAGAUGACAUACAGAAGAUGCUUUGUCACAUUAAUCAGCUUGAGGAGAUCAGGAUGAACCAGCACUUCAGGAUGGUGUUCAUCUUCCAGAACGUGCCAUGUUCUCACUUCAUCAGUGAGUUCAAUGAGCGACAGCCCAGGAUGCUGGAGUUUCUAAAAGACCUGGAGGAAAGUGCCGUUCAGCUUGACAGGAUGAGCAAAGGGGCAAAGAUCUCCAGUAUAGCAGGCAGUUCAGUGGGGGCUGUUGGAGGGGUGCUUUCCAUUGUUGGUUUGGCAUUAAUUCCUGUAACAGCUGGUGUGUCACUAGCUCUGACCAUGACAGGGGUAGGGCUUGGAGUCACCAGUGGAGUCAACAGCGCUGUCACCACAGCCACAGAGAUUGGGGUAAACUGUAAACAUCAAAAGAAAGCCAGUGAAGUCUUCCAGAGCUUCAUGGAAGAUGUGCAGAGUCUCCAGGAUUGUCUGAAGGAGGUGACCAGUCAACCAGUCACCAAAAUAAAAAUAAGCAAGAUAGAUGUGGUUGUGGGAGUAGGUAAGGUUCUUGGCAAAGCUGGUGCUAUUGGAAAAGGCAUUGAUUCAAUUGUUGAUGCUGCCUCUGCUGUUAAGUUGUUGCAGAGUGAAGAGGUGAUUGCAGGUGUUGGUAAGGUGGUGGCAGAGGAAGGUAAAGCAUUACGUAAUGUGCCCAGAGUGGCCUCAGACAUCCCAGAUAUUGGUCAGGCAGCAGUCAAAGGGCCUCUCGCUCUCUCCAAGUCAGCCAGGGCAGGUUUCAUCACACUCAAUGCUCUUUUCCUCGGCAUGGACAUCUUCUUCAUCUGUAAAGACAGCAUCAGUCUGGCCAAAGGCAGCGAGACUGAAGUCUCACAGUUCAUCAGAGCCAGAGCUGCACUUUGGAGCUCAGAGAUGGACUCAUGGAAGAAGAUCCGAGACUCCCUUUGUCAGAGUCUGCUGACAUCAGAGAAAAACAAAGCAAUCCUGGAGACGUCGUUUUAUCCACAGAGAGAGACCUAGAAACACUGAUCAUCUGAUCUAAGGCAAAGAACAAAAGAAAAUGGAGGUGUUUUCACACAAUGACAGUUAUUAAUGAAUUAAGCAUUUUCAACAGAUUGUCCAAAUUAAGUGACAGAAUAUAUUGUUUGUAGCUGCCCCUUAAAACGAUUCAUAGAAGAAUUUUCUGAUUGUUAUCUUGAAUGGGCAGCCUUGCAUUUGAGGCAACAUUCACAAUGUACCUUUUUCCUAACCUUUGAGUUUAGAACUAUUAUCCUUAAUCAUUCGAUUGUACCUUUUAGGAAUUCUUCCUUAGCUCUUACAAUGUAAAUCAUCCAGUUUUCUGAUGAUCAUACUGUAUAGCCAGAAUUUCUUUUGUUCCUUGUCUAAGUUUAUAUACUUUACCUUUUGCCAUUAUGAUGAUAUAUUUGACACUGUGGUACAGUUAAACUGAUAAUCAUAGCAAUCUAUGUGAAACUACAUUGGGGUGUCAGUAUCCGUUGGAAGUGUUUAUAGUUGUUGGGUGUUUGUAUCCACUUACUUUAGUUUGCUUAUCGUAAACCAACAUUUACUGUCAAAAGAUAUUCAUAGCGCAAGAUUUAGACUAUAUUACUAAGUGCCUUAUGCUUCAGUCAUUAUAAAUGGAAGUCAAAUGAUAUUAGAAUUUGGUUUGAAUGUUUGUUUUUGCUUUACACAAUCUAAUGAAAUGGAUCAUUAUAAAGUCAGAGUGUUUGCUUGGACACCUGUUUAGCUAAUCUUUGAAAUGUUGUAUCCUUGCAUUGCUUUAAUUUUAUAAUGUAAUCCUGUAGUCAUUAUCUUUAACAACCAUUGUAACAUGUAUGUACCUCUCUUCUGACUUGAAGAGUGAGCUGUAUUACAGUAAAUAAAUCCAAAUAAAUGUAAACAGUAUACAACAAUAAAAAGAGUUCUUUGAGUAACAUCUCACAUAUAAUGUGUUGUGGUCAUCAUUAUGUUUUAAAGCCGACAUGUUUGGAUUAAGAGGUUCAUAAAUUAGAAGUAAGAACAGGAUAACAGGGAGCUUUUUACAAAUUCAUUAGUAGCUGUUUCUGGCCUGUUUCCACUUGAAUUUGCAUACCUCUAUAACACUCAAUGAAUUCUCAUGUCAGCAUUGCAUAACAUUUAUACUUGUACCAUUACAUGUAUGAGCAUAAACUUCUUAAUUCACUUAUUUUCAUGAAAAUAAAUGACAAAAACAAUGAUGUGAAAUGAUUUGGAAUGGGCAGGGAAUCAUUGGCAGUUUUGAUAUCAAUGAUUGUUUUACAAAACAAACAAACAAACAAACAUUUAAAGAUGCUACAAAAUAGAAUAAAAUAAAAAACUGUAAAAGAUAUCCCAAGCUAAGUAACUUUGUUAGGUUGGGGCUCACAGUAGAAAACCAUCAAAAACUACCUGCUGCUGCUACAAGUGUAUUCAGAUUGCCAUUAACUUCUUCAGCAACUCUUUCAUUCUGUUGAGCCAAAGAACACAGUUCAGCUGUCUUGACUCAACUUUAUUAAAAAGGUAAUUUCACCACAUACAGUUCAGUUGUGAGAAAAAAAGGAAAGGACAGGAAAGAAAAGUCAGCUUCCUGAUCAGGAAAAUCUGACAGACCGGACAAUGUAGUAGUUACUUAACGCCACAAGGUGGCAAGAGUGCAACAUUUUUAAGAUGGAAGCAGCCGUUAUAAACCAAAGAAGAAGAAGCUGAUUCUAAUUUGCUGCAACUGGUGACACCGAAGUUUAAAUGUGAGUGAACUCUCCUCGGAUAAAUGUUUCUGACUGACCUCCUCCGAAAACUUUCCUGGUUAACUACGACCCCCUCAGUUAUAAGUUGCAAAGUCUAAAACCUAAACAAAAAGCCUCAACGCUCGUUCAUCGAUGGACGGUGUCUCCAGUGUGAGUGAACAUGAAAAUGACAAACUUUCUGUCGAAAAAGAACUUUUUCCAAAGUUUUUGGAAAAUAAAACGCUAGAGGGCUUUUAAUCUGACACCAACACAGGAAGUGUUCUUGAUUUAAGGUGGAGACCCCUGGCCCUGAUGAGGAUCAGAGGGCUUUGUUGCAGACUAAGCAAACUCCCUGAUGGCAGGGGCCUCCCCCACCAGAACGAACCCACUACAGCUGGUACCUCAGCUGGCAGUCAGUAUCUCAG